Molecule: messenger RNA, 2088 nt
Organism: Daldinia childiae
Lineage: Eukaryota; Fungi; Ascomycota; Sordariomycetes; Xylariales; Hypoxylaceae
Product: Cytoplasmic dynein 1 intermediate chain 2
Exons: 2
Coding region: 1-2088 (695 amino acids)
Biological process (GO): transport along microtubule
Cellular component (GO): cytoplasmic dynein complex
Molecular function (GO): dynein heavy chain binding; dynein light chain binding
Source: RefSeq, a predicted model, not a curated record
AUGCAACAACGACGAGAUGAGAUUCUGGCAAAGAAGGCGAAACUCGCCGAACUCAAGAGACAACGAGAAUUAAGAGCUAGCCAGGCAGCCUCUAUUGCUAGACCUGGCACAGGCAACGGACCUAGCGAUCUCAUCUCCCCCACUCCGGGUCGCGACAAUCGCAAGGUCAUCGAGUCCUUGAUUAACAGUCUAGUAGGCGAAAGUCGACCUGCCUCUUCUACGACGGGUGUGGCAUCCCCCGGUCUACGAGGAAGUCGACCCAAUAGCGUCCUCAGUGCCGACGACCUGAGCGGUGAACACUCACAUUCGGAAUAUGCUUCCCAGGUGAACGGCCAUCCUGCCUCAACCCAGCCGCAGGUCUUAACAACGGUACCCCUCCAAACCGUAUUCGAGUGCCCGCCAUCUCCCGUUAAAGAGAUUUUCUCCUACAGCAAAGGCGUCCAAACUACAGACGACUGGACGCCCUCGGUCACCAGGCCUCGAGCCUUUUCAGAUCUUGAGGAUGAGGACCUUCCUGUCACGUCCACUCCCAACAAGCGGCUGAGCAGAUGGAAACGCGACAGAGAAGAGGAAUUGCGUCAGAAUUUACGAUUAGAAAUUGAGGAAGAACUGAAGGCCGCUCGAGAGUUGAUUACCGAUGGACCCUUACAGGUCAAUUCUGUUGUCACUUCGAAUUUCCCGGCUAGGGCAUUAAAUAACGAGGAGCUAGCAGCCGUCGUAGCAUCUGAUGACUUUGUUGAUUUUGUGGAACGUUCAACGAAAGUCAUCGAGCGAGCGCUUGAUAUCAGCAAUGAGUAUGAUAUAUUGACAGAUUAUUCACUUCAAGCCCACGACAUUGAGGACGAGGAUGAGCAGGCGGGUAACACUGGCGGAAAGGGACGCCGGAGAGUUAAGGAAGUUGUGCAAUUUUACGAUGAGCGGUGGUCCAAGAAGCGUAUGAUUAGCAGCAUUGACUUCUCACCAAAGUUCCCCGAGCUGCUGCUGGCAUCUUACACCAAAAAUCCGUCCGCUCCCCACGACCCUGAUGGCGUUGUACAAGUAUGGAAUCAACAUCUCCACGACCGACCUGAAUUCCUCUUCCAUGCCCAGUCUGAUAUUCUCACGGCAAAAUUCUCUCCUUUCCACCCCAACUUAAUCAUAGGCGGUACAUAUUCCGGGCAGGUACUCCUAUGGGAUACCCGGUCUAAAUCUGCCCCUGUACAAAAAACACCGUUGACAGGUUCGGGCCAUACGCACCCGGUCUAUUCCGUCGAUAUUGUUGGUACACAAAAUGCGAACAAUGUCAUUUCAGUUUCUACUGAUGGCGCUUUCUGCGUAUGGAGCGUUGAUAUGCUUUCCCAGCCGCAAGAAUCACUUACCCUCACAACACCACCUCCCAACAAGUUUGAAGAUCUCGCACCAACCACAAUGGCUUUCCCUCAAGCAGACCCAACAUACUUCCUCGUGGGCUCGGAAGAAGGCCCUAUCUACCCAUGCCACCGGUACGACCGUGCCGGCGCCAAGGCAGGUGUUGACUCUCGCGUUUCCUACAAGGGUCACGCAGCCCCCGUCAUGAGCGUCGAUUUCCACCCAGCCCGCGGUCCCGUAGACCUAGGUGACCUGGUCCUCUCUUCCUCCCUCGACUGGUCCGUCAAGCUCUGGAAAGUCCGCGCCCCCGCCGCAACAAGCACCAUCGUCGAGAGCGCCGGGACCGCCGUGCCCCCGCUCCUAGACUUCGUGCGUGAGGACGUCGUUUACGACGCCGCCUGGUCCCCUGUGCGCCCCGGCGUCUUCGCCCUCGUCGAUGGUGCAGGCUCCCUGGAACUCUGGGAUAUUACUGUCGAGACAGAGAUCCCAGUCGCUAAGAUUAGUCCUACGCCUCGGAAGGACGGACGGCAAUUACUCAGCAAGAGUCUGAAUAAGAUUGCUUGGGAAACUAGUGAGGGUAAGAAGCUGGCGACUGGUGGUAUUGAUGCUGUUGUCAGUGUGUUUGAAGUUGGGCCCGAUCUGGGUGGGAAGGAGGCGGUGAGGAGCGAAGAAUGGACUAAUGUCAAGAAACUCGUUGCGAGGUUGGAGGCCGUUAGUGGUGGAGUUGCAGGCUUCGUGUAA